AUGUGUGACACAGGAGUCUGGUCCACUCAGCCUUCGCCCCCCCCACCGACCCCUCCUCCUUGCAGAUCAUGGACCCAGACCCCAGAGCGGAAACCUCCCUCCACCCCACCGCAUGACAGCCUCCUCUAUCUCCCAGCAGGCUCCAGCGUCUUCUCCCACCUCCUCAUGCCUGCAUCCUCUUCCCAGCAGGCUAAAGGGUGGCUUUCUCGAGGAGGGGAAGGGGGGGAGAGCCACCUGUUCCAGACGGGAGUAGUACGUUCACCGAAGGAGAACCAGGGAGAAGACCACCAGGACAGACGGGAGGGGCCCCACCGCUCGGCCUACAGCAGCUCCUCAGGCCACCAAAGAUGA
Molecule: messenger RNA, 351 nt
Organism: Knipowitschia caucasica
Lineage: Eukaryota; Metazoa; Chordata; Actinopteri; Gobiiformes; Gobiidae
Source: the annotation of a GenBank genome assembly